Uloborus diversus is the source of this 1073-nucleotide messenger RNA. RefSeq names its product protein disulfide isomerase Creld1-like. Lineage: Eukaryota; Metazoa; Arthropoda; Arachnida; Araneae; Uloboridae. The coding region runs from base 115 to 1020 and encodes 301 amino acids. The transcript has 8 exons. The record is from RefSeq and is a predicted model, not a curated record.
GUUCGGUUACUGUGCGAAGUCGUGUUGGUUUUUUAUUGGAAAGUUUUAAGUGUUCAGGUGGAAUACUUAGGAAAAAAUAAAUGUUUGCCAGAACUCUGUUUCGUGUUAAGAAAAAUGUCCGUAUUUAAUUUAUUUCAAGCAAAUAUUCUUGCAUGUCUGUGUGUGUCUUUCAUUACGUGUAUUCAAAUACCUGGAAUGCCAAGUACAGAAAACUUAGAAAAGAUUCCUUUUAAAGGGAAGCCAGUGUCACCCUGUCGUGCUUGUCGUAGUCUUGUAACGUCGUUUUUAAAGGCUGUUGAAGAAACAGGUCGUCAAAACUUUGAAGGUGGAGAUGCUGAUUGGGAAAAGAAAAAGCUUCGACCAUAUGAGAACAGUGAACUAAGGUUUAUAGAAAUACAAGAGAAAACAUGUGCAGAUGUAGGUAGAGGAAAAGACCAGUGUUAUAACCUAGCUGAAGAGCAUGAAGCUGACUUAGAAGAAUGGUUUUUUGCAAAAAGGCUGGAAAAUGUAGACUUAUUAGAAUCUUUGUGCUUAAACAAACUGCAAGUUUGUUGUCCUAAUAAUACAUAUGGCCCUGACUGUAUUCCUUGCCCAGGCGGAAUUGAAACUCCAUGUGGUGGUCAUGGUAAAUGUUUAAAUGGCGGAACUAAGGAUGAACCUGCUUCUUGUUUUUGUGAUGCUGGUUAUGUUGGAGAUUUAUGUGAUCAGUGUGCGAAAGGUUACUACCAAGAAGAAAGUUCUUCCAGUCUAUCAUGUAAACUAUGUGACAUGGCAUGCAAAGGACAUUGCAGAGGACCUGGUCCAAAAAAUUGUGAAGUGUGUGCAUUUGGUUAUCGUUUUGUCCCUAAUGAAGGCUGUGUUGGUCACUAUGAUGAUUAUAAAAGGAAAGUUUUGAUGAAGGACUUGACAUCCAAUUUAUCAAGUGAAAAAAUGAAUGAUGAUAACUCUGAAUCUGCAAGUUCUAUAAAUGAUGAUUCUGGCACGGCAAGUGCACAACUUUCUGAACAUUCCGAGCUUUAAACUUUCUUCCUGCUGUUGUACAUAAUAAUUCUGUAUUAAAAUAUUUCAAUUAA